Messenger RNA from Aspergillus thermomutatus, 1467 nucleotides. Its product is annotated as putative homogentisate 1,2-dioxygenase. The transcript has 7 exons. NCBI's taxonomy places the organism in Eukaryota, Fungi, Ascomycota, Eurotiomycetes, Eurotiales, Aspergillaceae. Gene Ontology annotation, biological process: L-phenylalanine catabolic process. Gene Ontology annotation, molecular function: homogentisate 1,2-dioxygenase activity. The record is from RefSeq and is a predicted model, not a curated record. The coding region runs from base 1 to 1467 and encodes 488 amino acids. Gene Ontology annotation, cellular component: cytoplasm.
AUGGCCUCUACAAGCGCUUUAUCGGAUCCCCUGGAGUAUCAGAAGAUAUUCCACUGGGCAGAAACUCAAAAAGACGGCACCAUUCCUUCUUUCAACACGAGACGGAAUGAUCCUUACCAGUAUCAAGCCGGCUUCGGCAACUCAUUUGUCUCCGAGGCUGUUCCUGGUACCAUUCCACAGGGCCAGAACAGUCCUCGUAAUGUGAGAUUCGGCCUGUAUGCCGAGCAGAUCACCGCGACAGCUUUUGUCGCCCCGCGGCAUUGCAACAAGAAGGCAUGGUUGUAUCGUGCUCGUCCGGCGGUUGCUCACCAGGGAUUCACCGAUCUUCCUGACAACAAAGAUACCGAGUCGAAUUUCCUGCCCUUAAACCCUCGAGUGCACGUCUCUCCAACUCAGCUAGCAUGGCAUCCAUUUGAGAUUCCGACUGGUGAGGAGGUAGACUUUGUCUCCGGUCUCAAGACUGUAGCAGGAUCAGGAGACCCGACACUUCGCGAGGGUCUCGCUACUCAUGUCUAUACGGCCAAUAUCAGCAUGAAGAAGAAAGCCUUUGUUAAUUCUGAUGGUGAAUUCCUCAUCAUUCCUCAACAAGGUGCCCUGGACAUUCAGACUGAAUUUGGUCCAUUGUUUGUUCAGCCCGGAGAAAUCGUCGUCAUCCAGCGAGGUCUUCGCUUCCGCGUUGAGCUUCCUGACGGCCCUUCUCGUGGGUAUAUCCUCGAAGUCUGGGGAACUUGCUUUGAGCUGCCCGAGCUGGGGCCGCUCGGAGCAAAUGGUUUGGCUAAUGCUCGAGAUUUCCUUGUUCCUGAGGCAAAGUAUGAGGUUGCUCAGGAACCCUGGGAGAUUAUUUAUAAGCUCGGAGGGAAAUUCUUCAGGAGCACACAGAAUCACAGUCCUUUCGAUGUUGUUGCCUGGCAUGGUAAUUAUGUUCCAUACAAGUAUGACUUGACAAAAUUCGUCAAUGUCGGCUCAAUCUCCGUCGAUCAUAUUGAUCCAUCUAUUUUCUGUGUACUCACAGCCAAGUCCCGCGACCUCACUUCACCUUUGGCCGAUUUGCUCAUCUUCUCUCCCCGGUGGGAUGUAGCGUCUCACACUUACCGACCGCCUUACUAUCACCGCAAUGUUGCCUCCGAACUGAUGGGCCUGAUCUACGGUGAAUAUGGUGGCCGCUCGGAUGCCUUCAGGCCCGGAAGCAUUUCCUUUGAGUGUGGAAUGGUCCCCCAUGGUGUAGCGUACGAGGAAUUCAAGGCUGCCACCGAGAACCCGCCACCUGUGAUGCAGAUUUCAGAGGCAUCGAUUGCGUUCAUGUUCGAGUCCAGCCGGCCAUUCACAAUUACAGACUAUGCCUGGAACAGCGACAAGAAGCACGAGCACGAGCCGAAGAUGUGGGAUAAUCUGGUGGACAAUUUUUCUAAACAUGCCAAAGAGGUUGAAGAGAUUCUGGCAAAGAAGGCACAAGGACUUCGAAUUUAG